Molecule: messenger RNA, 1668 nt
Organism: Lytechinus variegatus (green sea urchin)
Lineage: Eukaryota; Metazoa; Echinodermata; Echinoidea; Temnopleuroida; Toxopneustidae
Product: di-N-acetylchitobiase-like
Exons: 7
Coding region: 140-1387 (415 amino acids)
Biological process (GO): carbohydrate metabolic process; chitin catabolic process
Cellular component (GO): extracellular region
Molecular function (GO): chitin binding; chitinase activity
Source: RefSeq, a predicted model, not a curated record
AGCUCACGUGCACAAAAUUACUGUCUUGGUAAAACAGCAUCGUAAAAAGACGUAAGCAGUCCGAUCCGACCAAGGCAAAAAUAUCUCUUUGAUAGGCCUAUCAUUGAAUAUAAAAAGGUCAUAUCAACUCGAAUUCAUCAUGCUUCUGAUACCGAUAGUAUUUUGGCAGAUUUUCUUAAGUUUCACUCUGUAUGGCACUGUUUCGUGCUCCGACGAUGCGAACUCAAAAAAAGGAAACCGUGUUGGGUUCGACCUUGGAGCUGAACUUCAACAAGUAUGGCCCCGGAAGCUUCCCGUUGACAUUUCUACCAGGAGACGUACGGCUGCUGGGAACUGUCCAUGCUCCGAUCCUUCUUGGUGCGAUACAAUAAAAACAACACGAAGCAAAGAGAUUUAUCUUUUCUCUGUGUCCUCACACAGUUGGCAGCAUUACGACUGGGAUCACAUCACAACGAUCGCUAUGUUUGGCUACUAUGAUCCUAAACUCAUGUGCUUUGCUCAUUCAAAGGGUGUAAGGGUUGUUGUUCUAGGUGAAUUCGGUGCCGCCCUUCUGACCAACUACACGGCUCAAGUUGAAUGGGUGAUGUCAAAGGUCAAUUAUGCAAUUGACAAUCAUAUGGAUGGAAUCAAUCUGGACAUUGAGUUCCCGCUGACCAAGGAAGAAGCUCCGUUACUGACCAGUAUGGUUCAGAUGACCACCAAGGUUUUCAAGCAAUCCAUUCCCUAUUCUCAGGUAACAUUUGAUGUCGCCUGGUCACCGAACUGCAUCGAUCUGCGUUGCUAUGACUACAAAGCCAUAGCUGACGCAGUAGACUUUGUGUUCGUCAUGUCGUAUGAUGAACAGAGCCAAAUCUAUGGAGACUGCAUCGCGAAAGCUAACUCACCAUAUCACCAAACAGCGCAAGGUGUUGAAGCCUUUCUCAAGCUUGGUAUCGCUGCUAAGAAGAUGGUUCUUGGUGUUCCGUGGUAUGGCUACAACUACAAGUGUUUGAAUGUAUCCAAGUCCGAUGUUUGUUCCAUACCUGAGGUACCGUUCCGUGGGGUCAACUGCAGCGAUGCAGCCGGCAGUCAGAAGAGCUUCAGUGAUGUCAUGAAACUCUUGGCCAAUAACUCCACGAAAGGCAGAAAAUGGAAUCCCAUAUACAAGGCUCCCUACUUCGACUAUAUGGACUUGGAGAAAGGCGACACGUAUCAGGUUUGGUAUGACGAUACCCAGAGCCUUCAGUUGCGUUAUGACUAUGCCAAGGAAACGGGCCUUCUAGGAGUGGGACCAUGGAAUGCGGAUCUCCUGGAUUACAGUUAUGACCCUAUCAGCAAGAACCAGACUGCUGCUAUGUGGGCUGCUAUGGCAAGCUUUCUUGAUACUGUGUCUUCCAAGACACCUUGAAGGAAAGUGUAAGGUUUAGGUGAAUAGGGAGUAUUACAAUUAGAUAGUGAUUUCUGUGACCUUUGACCUCAGGUAUAGAUGUCAUGGACUACGUUGAUGACCCUAUCAGCAAGAACCAGACUGCUGCUAUGUGGGGUGCUAUGGCAAGCUUCCUUGAGCGAUAGCACAAGACACCUGGAAGGUUGUGUAAGGUUUAGGUGAAUAUGGAAUAUUACAAUGAGAUAUUGACAUCUGUGACCUUUAACCUCAGAUACAGAUGUCAUGGGCUACACUGAUGACCC